AUGAUCUUUCAAAAGGAGAUUCUCAGAGUUUUUGCGAUGAACUCCGACGGCUACAUACCCAAAAAAUUCUGGAAAUAUGCCAUUGUAAGAUGGCCGCCCUCACAUUCAAAUUACGGUGGAUACCUGCCAACUUCGCCCCCGACCAUUCCCCCGCAGGACGCAACAGACCAUGUCAGUGGAAACACGUACGUCCCUGACCCAUCGACCAGCUCGCACCCAGCACCAAGACUAAUACGAGUCAACAGCUUCUUCAUCCGCUCCAGAGCGGACCCGCGCGACUUCUGGCACAUCCCUUCCAGAGGCCCACACGCAGCCACGCUCCUCGUCUCGCGCACAGACCGCACUCGUUUCCGCAUCACAACCAAAGACGCGCCGGCGCCGCUCAAUGGCGGCCCCACUAUCAUGAUCGGCUCCGACGUCAUCGAGAUUGCGGCAGCGAAGACAGGAGGUGUGGUCGGGAUCGACUCCCGUGGAUACCUCGCACUCGGGGCACCUGCUAGCGCCAGAGUAGGGGCGAUGACCCAGCUAGUGGUGGAGGAGCGCGCAGAAGCGAGCGAACAGCUCGUGGUAGAGGAGCGCGGCGACGACAUGGGGGAACCUGCUGUCGGGACGAUGCCGGAAGGUAACCAAGAGACUAGCAUUCAAAUCCUCUUCAAGGAUCUCAAGGCAAGGCUUUCCGUUUCAUCCGAGGAUGGCGAUAGGUCUGUCGCGAGACGGCUGGAAGUUGGCGACGGAGAGGAAUGGGAGUUGGUAUGAGUAGAUUAAACUGUACUGACGUCCAGCCCUUGUCUGUAUAUCUUCCAUUCAGUAUAUUACCGUC
This is a messenger RNA of Coniophora puteana RWD-64-598 SS2, 820 nucleotides long. RefSeq lists its product as uncharacterized. Lineage: Eukaryota; Fungi; Basidiomycota; Agaricomycetes; Boletales; Coniophoraceae. The record is from RefSeq and is a predicted model, not a curated record. The transcript has a single exon. Bases 1 to 756 code for a protein of 251 amino acids.